This is a messenger RNA of Gadus macrocephalus (Pacific cod), 3819 nucleotides long. Its product is annotated as filamin A-interacting protein 1-like. The transcript is spliced from 5 exons. Bases 26 to 3550 code for a protein of 1174 amino acids. The record is from RefSeq and is a predicted model, not a curated record. Lineage: Eukaryota; Metazoa; Chordata; Actinopteri; Gadiformes; Gadidae.
UGUGUCCCUAGGUUGCUUGCUUCCAAUGACUUUGAAUUGGAACCGUAGCAAAAUGGCUGACCAGAAUCACAUUGGUAUCAAAUGUGAUAACUCUAUCCAGCAUUUGAACAACGCCCCGAGGGGAUGCGGUGGAAGAGACACCAAAGAGUCGAGCAAGGGCCGAAAGUUGGGGAAAGAGCUACAUCGAGAGGACUUGCUUUGCCUUCUGAGCAUGUUGGAAGGAGAGCUACAGGCCCGAGAUGAGGUGAUCACUGUGCUGAAGGCUCAGAUGACAGAUGCAGCUCUACUGGAAGCCCACUAUGCGUUCAGAGGCCCAGAGAAAGUGAUCCGGGCCCUGCGGAGGGACUCGCUUCAGGCCCAGAAAGACCAACUGCAGGACGUCUAUGAAAAACCUAUGGCUGAGCUAGAUCAUCUGGAGGAGGCCCAUAGGCGAACUUCGAGGCGGAUGUUGCGCCAACUAGUGGAAGUGGAGCGGUCGCACAGCGGCGCCCUCAGCAGGCUGGAGGAGCAGGAGGAGAUGCACCGGUCCUUCAUACAGAAAAGUGACGACCUCACGACUCUGUUGGAGCAGGAUCGUGAGAGGCUCAAGUUACUGAUUGUGAAGGAAAAAGAGUAUCGGGAGAGGAAGGAGGAGGACGACGAAAGAGAGGUCUUGGUUCUGAAAGACGAGCUGACCGCGCUCAAGCAGUUCGCUCUGCUGGUGGUCAAGGAGCAGCAGAGCCUGAGGGAGGAGCUGGAGGCGGAGGGCCGGCGUGUUAGGGAGCUGACCGACAUCACCGACCACGCCAGGCGGGAGCUCAGCGCCACUCACUCGAGAGCGCGAGAGGAAGAGCUCAGGGCCCUGCAACUGGAGGCCGAGCUACGGGACCAGGCGUCCGUUUACAGCCAAACACAGGAAGCCAUGACUGCCAAACUGGCAGACAAGGACGCUCAAAAACAGCAACUGCGACAGCGCCUGGCCAACCUCAGCCGCCAGUUGGAUGAGCUGGGGGGGACGAGGGCCGCGUUGAGGAGGGCGGAGGAGGAGCUGGUGGAACUCAGGGAAAGGGUGAGGUGGGCGGAGGACGGGGAUGAGGGAGGAGCAGGGACGGCGAGUCUGCUGUCAGAGGUGGACGGCCUGAGGAGGAGAGUGUUGGAGAUGGAGGGGAAGGACGAGGAAUUGAACCGCAUGGGGGACCAGUGCAGGGAUCUCGACCGCAGACUGGGCAGGGAGAUGAGUCAGAGUCGCAGCCUGAAGGCCGAGGUGGACAAGCUCAACGGCAGAAUCAGUCAACUGGAUAAACUAGAGGAGGCGUUGGUCAAGAGCAGGCAGGAGUGCAGCACGUUAAGAGGAAGCCAGGACAGGGAGAAGAGUCUUAGCAAACAGUUGUGUAGCGAACUGGACACACUGAGGAUCCGGGUUAGAGAGCUGGAGGUGGCAGAAAGGCAGCUAGAAAAUAGUGAGGUGGCGGUGAAACAGGACCUUUCCAAGCUCAGGGCCCUCACUGUGGUUCUGGUAGAAGAUAGGAAGUCCAUGUCAGAGAGGCUCCGACAGGCUUCAGAAAAACUUGGUAUGGAGAAAGACCAACAAAAUGAGCAGAACUCAUUGAUAACAAUGACAGAAAAGCUGAAAGAGGAGAUGCAACAGGCCCUGAGGACUAAGGCAGAUUUAGAGGCCAAGAUAAGAGAUAUAGUAAAGGGAAAAGAUGAGCUCCAAACCAGACUACACACAGAGGAGGGAAAAAAUAGGGAACUGCAGAGCAAAGUCAAUACUAUGAGAAGGAGGAUGCAGGUCGUGGAGGACAAAAGUGAAAAAGUGACAAAGGAAAAUGGAAUGGACAUCAACGAGCCUCUGACACACAAUUCUAACCACUUCGACCAAACAGACAACAACAAAACGGCAGAGAUGAGCCAGGAGGUGGAGAGGCUCAGAAGGAAGCUGCUUGAAAAGGAAGUGGUGGAAAGUGAGUUGAUGAAAGCCGAGGAGGACUUUGAAUCCCUGGAGCUGCGGUUCAGGAAGGAGCAGGAGAGGUCCAAGGCUUUGACACAGGAGCUUGGCGAGGCCAAGAGGGAGCUCUCCAGGUUCCAGCUAGCAGAGAAGCAAGAGGUGAACCAGGAACACGCCCUCCUGCGUCGCCUACAGCAAGAGCAGGUGAGAUCAAGGCUCUUGGGCCGGGAGGUGGACUCUCUGAAGGACAAACUCCAAAAGUUGUUGGGAACAGACGAGUCCAUCUCCAAGGUUCAAAUGGACCAUUCCACCCUGCAGAGGAAACUGUCCCUCCAAGAGGCCAAGAACAGAGAGCUGGCCAGAGAGAUGGAGGAGCUGACCAAUGAGCUGGAGAGAUACAGACAUUUCAGUAAGAGUCUGAGACCCGGAGUGAACGGACGCCGGUUUUCGGACCUUCACCAGUCCACCAAGGAAGUACAGACAGAGCAGCCAGCCAGCCAGCCACCGGACUACAGACAUCCUGUUCCUUUUGCUCACGAUGAAAAAGUGAUCGAGCAAAGCGAUGACGAAGAUCUAAACCCAAACGAGGAUGAAAUCCUCGACAUAAGCGGUUCACUGCAAUACAAUAACACAAAAAGCUUAUACCCCACAAAUUACAAUGUCAGAAGAUACAGCAGCAACUCAGCCAGUGACACAGAAGAAUUUGUGUAUGGCAACCCUGUGAAGGAUAUGGUCGUCACUCAGACUCCCGGGCAGCCAGUGCACAUCAAAGUAACACCAGAACCUGGACUCAACACCGCCACGCUGGAAAUCAGCAGCCACACAACAGACAAUGCAGCAUCCUACACCAGCACAGCUGUAAUCCCCACUACCAGUGUACCGCACAAACAACGAAUCACCAUCAUCCAGAAUGCAGCUGUGUCGGCGGUGAAGAGCCAGAGCUCCCCAACCAGCCCGGACAGAGCCCUCUCCCCACUCGUCACCGGGCCUCUGUCUCGAAUGGUGAGCCCGAAUUCAUCACACCCGGGAACCCCUGAUCACAACAGCUCCCCCGUCCAGAUCGUCACCGUCAGCACGUGUUCACCAGAGCCCACUGAGAUCAUUGGUCAGGCUGUGUUCCGUAUGAGUCCAGAGAGGCAGAACAGCUGGCAGCUGCAGAGGUCCACCAGCGCCCAGGCCAGUCCUAGUGUCAUCACCACCACGGAGGACAACAAGAUCCACAUCCACCUGGGUACUCCGUAUGUCCCCGCUCUGAACGGCACAGCCCACGGCAUCCCGAAGCCUGGGGGGUCGUACUACUCGCUCAGACAAGAGCAAAGGACUCAAGUGUUGACCAAUGGCUGCCACAUUAAAAGUGCAGGCAAAAUUACUAGUAGCAUCACUAUAACCCCUGCUACAUCCCCAAUCACACACCCCUCAAAUAUUACAAUUCCACUGGACUCGCAGCCGAAACCUGGCUUGACAAGAAUACCCAAACCAAAAGGACUCAACAAUAACAGAGGAACAAACAGAACUUUGAACACUAAACCGAGUCAUGGAAAUAAUUCACCCUCCACACUAACAUGGAAAAGCAACAGCUUCAGAAUGGCCAACAGGCCUAAAGCUAAAACUGUACCUGGCUAGAUGCAGACUUUCAUGAGGCAAUUGUACUUUGGUAUUCAAACAAUCCAUUGCAAUGGGUCAAAUGUAAUGUUUUAGAUGAUUUUGUUGAUUUGUGAGAUAGAUCUAGACCAAAUAAGUGCAACAAAAAAUGACAGUGAGCAUUCCGCUCAGAAUGUCAGGAACUAAUGUCUGCAAGGUCCAAUGUGUGUUUUAUGAUUAAUUUCCAAAACGUAAUUAUGAUUAAUUGUGUAUAAUGAAAUAAAUAAAACCUUUGACCAAUCAGAAUGCAA